Notodromas monacha is the source of this 1549-nucleotide messenger RNA. The record is from the annotation of a GenBank genome assembly. NCBI's taxonomy places the organism in Eukaryota, Metazoa, Arthropoda, Ostracoda, Podocopida, Cyprididae.
AAUGUUCUUUUCAUUUUUCAACAGUGGAUUAAACUAAAUCAGUAGAAGGGCCAGGAAAUUAUUAUAAUUUUAAUAUUCAUAACUCCCUUUAAUAGCACAGUUUCAUAACAAUAAGCACAUGUUGGAUCAUCCAUUAGAUUUUGAAAUUGUCAUUACCUUGAGAGAAAUUGGCAGAGUGAAGCCAGGCAGGUUCCCCCAACACCAUCCAUAGAUUCCACACACUUCAAGAAAUUUUCUUCUGUGACCUGCACUGCCAUUGUAUCCCACACAAUGUAAAGAAUUUCUGCACAAGGGUCCAUGUUGAUAAUCUGGGUGAACUUUUGCUUGACAGCCUUCCAGUAGGACUGUGCAUUCUGAGUAGACCCACUUCUGUCCACUGCCAAGAUCACCAAAGAAUCACUCCUUAUUUGCAUUUUUCCUUCUGGCAAAUUUUUCUAUUUUCCCUGGUCACACAGUGAAAUAGGACUUUCUUUUGAGUCACUUGCGGCGCUAUUGAUGAUGAAAGCAACACUGCAUCUCGCUUUUAUUCAGAAAGUUACGUCAUCCAUUUGAAAGCUGCAUCUUACAAAGUUGCAUCAGGAAGCUUAUGCAACACUCGGGGCAUAAGAAAUCAGCUUCGUUUGCGUCAACAUUCCGGGAAACGCACUACUGUUAUGUAGUGUUGGAACUUCGGCAAUUAAAGGUAUUGUAGACUGCACCAAGCAUAAUGAUGUACAAACUUUCGUGGAUAUUGAAACAAAUGAGUGGAACCGGAGUUCAUUUUUCGGAAGUUGCUGACUGAAUGAUGCAAUGUGACCAAUGACUUUGCGGUCGAAAACCGAGUCAAAUGCCGCUGUGGCGGUCUCGUCGAGCACCGAGUACGCCACGGAGUCGUCCAAGACCGGAGUGCAGCAACGCGAACUCAUCAUGGAGAGUCGCUCGUCGUCAUUGAGGGAGAAUCCCCGGAGGCGGUUGUGGGCUCUGCUUCCGCGUCUGGACACGAUUUCGGAUGCCUUGUCUCCAAUCUCUUCCAAACCUGCACAGUCCGUGGAAAGUCAUGCCGGCCUGAGCAGAUUCCAGUCGGUGUCUGCGGCGGACGAGGAAAUAGUCGGUGAUGAAGACCAACAUGGCGGCGAUCUUGAGACCCAUGCAAAUCCCAACGAAUUUGUACCGAAAGUUGACGAUGUCGUACCACAGGCAUCUGCCCGAACGACCACCGCAAGCUCCUCUUUUCCACACGGUACAUGUGGAAUCGAUCACAUUCCCAAACAUGAUGGGGGAAGGAACGUAGCCGAAGAGCCGGAAAAUGACGAACCUGGAUGGAAGAGAUGAGUGCAUCAGUUUUUGCUCGGGAAGGAGGCAAAUGUCGGAAUUGGGCGGAGGAACCUCACAAGCCCAAAAUUGUUUUACACUUCCAAUGCGCCGGAUCAACUCCAAGUGCUUGGUUCUGUGCUGAUUUUUGAAAUCAGUGCUGCACUACCGAACGAUCACCUUACCCCACCGAGGAAGAACACUCACCCAAAGAGGACCCCCCAUUCAUUGGCGGUGGCAUGGCAAGAGACCCUUCACG